Molecule: messenger RNA, 3112 nt
Organism: Osmerus eperlanus (European smelt)
Lineage: Eukaryota; Metazoa; Chordata; Actinopteri; Osmeriformes; Osmeridae
Gene: irf2bpl
Product: interferon regulatory factor 2 binding protein-like
Exons: 1
Coding region: 425-2431 (668 amino acids)
Biological process (GO): regulation of transcription by RNA polymerase II
Cellular component (GO): nucleus
Molecular function (GO): transcription corepressor activity
Source: RefSeq, a predicted model, not a curated record
ACAUCGUGCGCCUAUUUCAGUCCAUUCAGAAGAUUGCAGGGAGAGAGGGAGUGGUUUGAGGCUCGUGCGUUUGGAGAGCAACAAGUGGCAUGUCAUUUGUUUCAAAGGAACUGCGGAACGUGGUGCAUACGUCACCGCUCCAGCCAGGUGGCAUUCCAAGCAGGGAGAGGAGCGAAGACGUGGAGGCACAAUCAACAUUCCCAAUCAGAAUCCUAGUCAGGAUGUAAGGCGCGCGUAAAGCAAAUCUCACUCAAGCACGAUCGAGCGAACACCGUGCGCUACUGGCACCGAAAGAGGAAGAUACGUUCAAGAUUGCUUUUGUGUUUGGACGCAAAAACUCAAGGACUUAAAAAAAAAAUAUAUAUAUAUAUUUUACAAACAAGUGAUCUGGGUAUACAGAAAGACCACGGGGAGGACAUUCAACAUGUCUUCUUCACAAGUAUCGUCAUCCCGGAGACAGUCGUGCUAUCUCUGCGACCUUCCCCGCAUGCCCUGGGCUAUGAUUUGGGAUUUUACCGAAGCAGUAUGCAGAGGCUGUGUGAAUUACGAAGGCGCGGACCGGAUCGAGUUUGUUAUCGAAACUGCACGGCACCUCAAACGUGCUCAUGGUUUCCAGGAGGGGAGAUCCCCCGGUCCACCGCCUCCGCCCACCGUGAAGACCCAGGCGGCAAUUUCGACAAAAGAGACAGUGCAGCAUAAUCAUGUGGACGGCCCGUCUAAACAGCAGCCCUCCGGUAUGGAUCGCUACUCCCUCAGCAGCGACAGACCGCGCUUUGACUACUCCGGUAUUGGCGCGCACACCAGCAGGCUCCCCAACGGACUGAGCGGUCCAAAUGGCUUCCCUAAACCAGAUGACGGACCUCCAGAGCUGAAUCGACAGAGCCCGAACUCCCGUCGGAGCCACGGGAUGGUAGCAGUCCCAGGACAAAUGGCGGUGCCGCCAAACCUGCUACCCCAGACCUUGUUGAACGGACCCCCGUCAUCUGCAGUCAUUGCCCCGCAUAGCUUGGCCAGUCGACCCCCACCGCCCUCUGUUGUGGGCUCCGCAUUGUCUCUGGGUUCUCAGACCGUGUCAGACCAGGGCAAGCGACCUGGGUCCGUAUCCAGCACCGACCAGGAGAGAGACCUGAAGGAGAAGCAACGGAACGUCGAGGCUCUGUCUGAACUCAGUGAGAGCCUAAGGAACAGGGCAGAGGAAUGGGCAAACCGACCCAAAAUAGUGAGAGAGACUCUUCUUACGUUGUCUAAUUGCACGCCGUUUGAUGUGAGGUUUAAGAAGGACCAUUCUCUCGUGGGUAGAGUGUUUGCGUUCGAUGCAGUGUCCAAACCUGGCAUGGACUACGAGCUAAAGAUAUUUAUUGAAUAUCCCAGUGGAUCUGGUAACGUGUUUUCCAGUGCAUCUGGGGUGGCCAAGCAGAUGUACCAAGACUGUAUGAAGGACUUUGGCAGAGGUCUGUCCUCCGGGUUCAAGUAUCUUGAGUAUGAAAAGAAGCAUGGUUCAGGGGACUGGCGACUGCUCGGAGACUUGCUACCAGAGUCUUUGCGCUUCUUUAAAGAAGUGUUAGGCGCUGAGAUGUUGCCCCAGCCCUACGUUGAUGCCAGCUGCCCCUUGCUGCCCACCUCGCUGGUUAGCAUGCCCCGUGCCUUGCCAUCAGCGAGUGCCCCGAGGACUGGAGUGCGGAAACGUAAAGCCUCUCCCGAACCCGACUCAGCUGAGGGAGCUCUCAAAUUGUCGGAGGAACAACAACGGCAGCAGUGGAUGGCCAGCCAGAGCGAAGCAUUGAAGCUGACCAUGGCUGCCGGAUCGUUCGCUGCCUCCCAUGGGGGACCCCCGCCCCUCGGCCCUGGCCAUUCGGUUCACUCCAGUCGCGCCACACCCCCUGAAUCCGCGCCCCAAAACGGACAGUCCCCUAUGGCCGCGCUCAUGUCUGUGGCAGACACUCUUGGCAAUGCGCACUCGCCGAAGGACAACAACUCGGUGCACUCUACCACGUCAACUAGACAUGGCAGCAGCAGCCCGGUUUCCCCCGCCUCCGUGUCUGGUCAGCGGCGUUUGGCCUCUCGUAAUGGGGAGCUAAAUAUGUCUGGCGCGCCCUCUCAAUCCAGUGCGCAUUCGGGCAUGGAUCAAGUUCACGCGCAAAACAUUCCAGAUUCGCCCAUGGCGAACAACGGACCUCUGUGUUGUACCAUUUGCCAUGAACGUUUAGAGGAUACACAUUUUGUUCAGUGCCCGUCCGUUCCUAAUCAUAAAUUCUGCUUCCCGUGUUCACGGGAGAGCAUCAAAGCGCAAGGAGCCACCGGGGAGGUGUACUGUCCCAGCGGGGAGAAGUGUCCCCUGGUUGGCUCUAACGUGCCUUGGGCGUUCAUGCAAGGUGAAAUAGCGACCAUAUUAGCUGGGGACGUUAAGGUAAAAAAAGAGAGAGACCCUUAGAUGUAAUGUAACUGGGUUCCUUCUAGAAAACUGAAUUUUAGUCGGAACAUAUAAAUAUUAUACAUGUGAAUAUUCAAACUGACAAAAUAGUCAAUGUACAAAGGCGCGUUAAAUUGCUGUUUUGAGUCAAAGGAACGUUACAAACGACAGUACAGUGCGUGAUGUCACUUAAAUUGAACGGGGAUGUUGUGACGGUUGCUCGUGUUGUUUUGGACAGCUGUGGGGAGUUAAAUGUACUUGGUGAUAACUGCUACAGGUGCUCUCCCCUCAACUCAUGCAUUUCUCAUAGAACGGCCAGUUAAUAGUCCUGACGAAUAUCCAACUGUAUGUUUGUAAAAUGGAACUACGUGUAGAAAGAUUCAAAAACAGAUGUUUUUAGUAAAUCACUUAACUAUUCGAUUUGAAUAGCUUACAAAAAAUUCUGAGGAUUUUUCAUUUUACGUUAAUUUUUCAUUUUUAUAUAUAUUUUUUACAGCAAUAUAUCUAAUUUCUUCUUGUGACAAUUUUACCGUGUAUUAUUCAUUUUCCUUCGUCCCUGUUUUGAUAUUUGACGAUGCACGGGCGCAAAGAUAGAGCACACCGCUGUACAUGGACGUAAACUGAUUGUUUAUACAUUUCUGUAGUAACAGAUGACUUGUAAACGUGCCUUGGAGCUGAGUUAAUUGUAAUAAAUUCCAUUGA